UUUUCUGUUGCUGUUUUAGCUUUCCAACUGAUCCUCAGGAUUUGAAUCAUGGACAUGUUAUCCUUGGUGUUUGUGCAUGACUAUUACCUUCUCUGCAUGUGAUGUUUAAAAAGUAAUCACUGUUUGAAGUUUAGAGACCAAAGCUACAGCAGGAUGUCAUUUUACCAUUUUCUGCAUAUUACAGAACAUGGCUAACAUCAGUACCCCCAUUUCAAGGUUCUGUGGAAUUUGCCUCUUUAUCUAUAGAAGCAUCUUAUUUUUAGUUUUUCAUUUUGUUCCUGUAAUGCUGCUAGGAUGAAUUGGAGACUGAAUUGGAGACGGCUGUUGCAGUUCUACAUUUCAGUGUGUUAACGAUGUUUAUCAUAUACUUGGCAAGGAGGACUUUCUCCAACCAUUGAUAAUUUUUAGCUGGGGAAGAUUCGCCUUGAAACCAUGCCUUCUCUUCAGUUAUUUCAGCUAACUAAGAAUGGUCGAAAUCUUUUGUCGUCAAGGAGGAGAGCCCUGGCAUUAGCCAGUAGUAUCUUAGUUGCUGGUGGAACAGCAGCAUACAUGCGGUCACGAUUGCGGAGCAGAAGUGGAAAUCCUGGCUCUUCUGAUCAUUAUUCUGAACCUGCUAUUGAUAAAGAAAAAUCAAGUCAGGUCGAUGUAAAUGAUACUGUUGUGAGGAAAACUAGGGUAAAGAAAAGAGGUCUGAGCUCUCUUAAAGUUCUAACUGCAAUCCUACUUUCUCGAAUGGGACAAAGGGGUACAAGUGACCUUCUAGCUCUAGUGACCAUAGUGGCAUUGCGGACUGCUUUGAGCAUUAGAUUGGCAAAAGUGCAAGGAUUCCUAUUUCGUGCUGCUUUUCUUCGACGAAUACCAUCCUUUUUACAUCUGAUCCUUGAAAACAUUAUUUUAUGUUUCCUUCGAUCAGCCUUGUCUUCCACCUCGAAGUACAUAACAGGAACCCUAAGUUUACGCUUCAGAAAAAUACUGACUGAUCUUAUUCAUGCUCAUUACUUUGAGAAUAUGGCAUACUACAAACUAUCAAAUAUUGAUGGUCGAGUAACCAAUCCUGAACAACGAAUUGCUAGUGAUAUACCGAGGUUCUGUUCAGAAUUGAGUGAUCUCGUACAGGAGGAUCUGACAGCAGUUACUGAUGGUUUGCUUUAUACGUGGCGUCUGUGUUCUUAUGCAAGCCCAAAAUAUUUUUUCUGGAUAUUGGCUUAUGUUACUGGUGUGGGGAUUGUCACUGGAAAUAUCUCUCCUGCAUUUGGAAAACUGAUGUCAAAAGAGCAACAGUUGGAAGGUGAGUAUCGACAGCUUCAUUCGCGGUUGAGGACUCAUGCAGAGAGCAUAGCAUUUUAUGGUGGAGAGAAUAGAGAGGAAUUUCAUAUCCAACAGAAAUUCAAGACUCUUGUUAGGCACAUGAAGCUUGUACUUCAUGACCAUUGGUGGUUUGGCAUGGUUCAAGACUUCCUGUUGAAGUAUCUUGAUAAAACAGUAGCAGUUUUUCUUAUCAUUGAGCCCUUUUUCUCUGGCAAUCUAAGGCCUGAUACUUCAACUUUAGGACGAGCAGAGAUGCUUAGCAAUCUAAGAUAUCAUACAAGUGUGAUAACAUCCUUGUUUCAGGCCCUUGGAAAUCUUUCUAUAAGUUCAAGAAAGCUAAAUCGUCUCAGUGGUUAUGCUGAACGCAUUCAUGAACUAAUGGCCAUUUCGAGAGAACUGAGCGCUGUUCAUGAUAAAUUUUCUGGUCAAGGAAAUGGAAGUAGGAGUUAUUUUACCGAAGCUAACUAUAUUGAGUUUGCUAAUGUCAAGGUUGUUACACCAACAAAUAAUGUCCUUGUGGAGGAUUUGACUCUUAGAGUAGAAUCAGGAACUAAUCUUUUGAUUACAGGUCCAAAUGGUAGUGGAAAAAGUUCUCUUUUCCGUGUUCUAGGAGGGCUUUGGCCACUAGUAUCUGGCUACAUUUCAAAACCUGGGGUUGGUUCUGAUCUCAAUAAGGAGAUUUUCUAUGUUCCACAAAGACCUUAUACAGCUGUAGGAACACUUCGGGACCAGUUAAUUUAUCCUCUUACAGCAGAUGAAGAGAUUGUACCACUUACACAUAGUGGAAUCGCUGAGCUGUUGAAAAAUGUUGAUCUUGAGUACCUAUUGGGUCGUUAUCCACCAGAGAGGGAGAUAAACUGGGGUGAUGAGCUCUCUCUUGGAGAACAACAAAGGCUGGGGAUGGCUAGACUCUUCUACCAUAAACCUAAGUUUGCUAUUCUCGAUGAGUGCACCAGUGCCGUGACAACUGAUAUGGAGGAACGGUUCUGUGCCAAAGUUCGAGCAAUAGGAACAUCAUGUAUCACUAUAUCACAUCGUCCUGCCCUUGUUACAUUUCAUGACAUGGUUUUAUCCUUGGAUGGGGAAGGAGGCUGGACCGUUUAUCACAAGAGGGAGGAUUCUCCACUGCCUAUAGAAGCUGGGCUGGAGAAAACAAAGUCAUUUGAAACAGACCGCCAAAGUGAUGCAAUGGCAGUUCAGCGAGCUUUUGCUACCACUAGGGAGGACACUGCAUUCUCAAAUUCCAAAGUACAAUCAUAUGUUGUAGAGGUGGUAGCAAGGUCUCCUACUGCAGAUCAUAAAGAGUCAUUGCCUGUUGUUCCGCAAUUGCAAACGACUCCAAGGGCCUUACCACUAAGAGUAGCAGCCAUGUUUAAAGUACUGGUACCCACACUGCUUGAUAAACAGGGCACACAGCUGUUUGCUGUAGCUUUACUUGUCAUGUCAAGGACAUGGAUCUCAGAUCGUAUUGCUUCUUUGAAUGGGACUAGUGUGAAGUUUGUUUUGGAGCAGGAUAAAGCAGCUUUUAUUCGUUUGACUGGUGUUAGUGUUCUUCAAAGUGCUGCAUCCUCUAUUGUAGCGCCUUCUUUGAGAUACUUGAAAGCAAAACUAGCCCUUGGAUGGAGAAUUCGUUUAACUCAACAUUUGCUCAAAAACUACUUGAGAAAGAACACAUUUUACGAGGUAUUCCACAAUUCAGCUAAAAAUAUUGAUGCAGAUCAGAGGAUAACACAUGAUGUGGAAAAGCUGACUACUGCCUUGUCAGGACUUGUCACCGGAAUGGUUAAGCCGUCUGUGGACAUUCUUUGGUUCACCUGGAGGAUGAAGCUGUUAACUGGCCAAAGGGGAGUUGCGAUACUAUAUGCAUAUAUGUUACUGGGUCUUGGUUGUCUAAGGAGUGCUACACCUGACUUUGGUGAUCUAACUAGCCAAGAGCAACAACUUGAGGGAACCUUCAGAUUCAUGCACGAAAGGCUCCGUACUCAUGCUGAAUCCAUUGCCUUCUUUGGGGGCGGUGCCAGAGAAAAAGCUAUGAUUGAUUCAAGAUUCAGAAUGCUGCUUGGUCACUCUAAAAUUCUUCUAAAGAAGAAAUGGCUGUACGGUAUACUGGAUGAUUUUAUCACCAAGCAACUCCCACACAAUGUGACUUGGGGGUUGAGUUUAUUAUAUGCUCUGGAGCACAAGGGUGAUCAAGCAUUGACUUCCACCCAAGGUGACCUUGCACAUGCAUUGCGGUUCCUUGCAUCUGUUGUAUCACAAAGCUUCCUAGCUUUUGGUGACAUUCUUGAGUUGCAUAGAAAAUUUCUUGAACUUUCUGGUGGCAUCAAUAGGAUUUUUGAGCUGGAUGAGCUUCUUGGUGCAGCUCAAAGCGAGGUUCAGUUGUGUGAUACUCCAAUUUCACUUGAGGACAAUGAUGUUGCAGCAGAAGAUAUUAUCUCAUUCUCAGAGGUGGAUAUUAUCACCCCAACGCAGAAGUUGUUGGCUAGGAAGUUGACAUGUGACAUUGUUCCAGGGAGAAGCAUGCUUGUUACUGGUCCCAAUGGGAGCGGGAAGAGUUCUGUUUUCAGAGUUCUUCAUGGCUUAUGGCCGACUGCAAGUGGAAGACUGACUAAACCAUUACAAAGUAUCAAAGAAAAGGAAAGCUCAAGGUGUGGUGUCUUCUAUAUUCCUCAACGACCAUAUACAUGUUUGGGAUCCCUAAGGGAUCAAAUUAUCUACCCUCUCUCGCAUGAAGAAGCGAAAGGCAUUGCAGUCAAGAUGUUUGGACAAGGUGAAAAGUCUGAGGAUGGUGGAUACUUACUGGACCCACAUUUGAGAUCGAUUCUUGAAAAUGUUCGAUUGAUCUACCUUCUGGAAAGGGAGGGAGGUUGGGAUGCUACUGUGAACUGGGAAGAUGUUCUCUCUCUUGGGGAGCAGCAAAGACUUGGCAUGGCCCGCCUAUUCUUUCAAAGACCUAGAUUUGGUGUUCUUGAUGAAUGCACCAAUGCUACAAGUGUUGAUGUCGAAGAGCACCUGUAUAAGCUGGCACAGGAGAUGGGCAUCACUGUUAUUACCACCUCACAACGACCAGCUCUGAUACCGUAUCAUUCCACGGAACUGCAAUUGGUUGAUGGUGAGGGUAAAUGGGAGCUACGAUCAAUUAAACAUUAGCUUGCUUUUGCUGCUUUGCAAAAACUAGCUCCUCCAGAUAGAUAGGAAAUAUUUCCACGGCCAAGCAGUGGUUCCCCUCUGCAUUCUGCACUAAAUUGAUCAAAACUGCAAGAGCGAGAAACUCAAGUAAUUCCUACAUCAAGAAUGUGCCAUGGGGGGUGCAAAAGCAGAAGCCUGUGAAAACAACAUUGUAGGAGCUGCAACGAGAAACAAAAGAGGUGAAGAUACGGCAUAUAAAAUAUGCCUAAUUGUAACAUUUGAAGAAAAAAAAUUAUGUGCAGGCAUGUGCCAGUUUAUAGUUAAAACUGGGAUGUUAUGAUUUUAUUAGCAUCCCACAAA
This is a messenger RNA of Telopea speciosissima, 4797 nucleotides long. RefSeq names its product ABC transporter D family member 1-like. Bases 433 to 4458 code for a protein of 1341 amino acids. Gene Ontology annotation, molecular function: ATP hydrolysis activity; long-chain fatty acid transmembrane transporter activity; ABC-type transporter activity. Lineage: Eukaryota; Viridiplantae; Streptophyta; Magnoliopsida; Proteales; Proteaceae. Gene Ontology annotation, biological process: fatty acid beta-oxidation; long-chain fatty acid import into peroxisome; very long-chain fatty acid catabolic process. The transcript is spliced from 27 exons. Gene Ontology annotation, cellular component: peroxisomal membrane. The record is from RefSeq and is a predicted model, not a curated record.